Molecule: messenger RNA, 1527 nt
Organism: Paramecium sonneborni
Lineage: Eukaryota; Ciliophora; Oligohymenophorea; Peniculida; Parameciidae
Source: the annotation of a GenBank genome assembly
AUUUUUAAUUGAUGGAUUAAAAAGCAGAAUAAAAAUAAGAAGAAUAAGUUCAAAGUAAACCAUAAUAAAAAUAAUAAUAAUAAUAAUAAGGAGAAUAAAAACAAAAAGAAAAACAAUUAUCUGUAAAAAAUCCAAAAGGAACAAGAGAUUUCUUACCUCAAUAAAUGGUGAUAAGAAGAUAAGCUUUUAAGAUAAUUACAGAUGUAUUUGAAUAGCAUGGAGCAGUGGAAAUAGAUACUCCAGUUUUUGAAUUAAAAGAAACAUUAGUAGGUAAAUAUGGUGAAGAGGGAGGGAAAUUGAUAUAUGAUCUUUAAGAUUAAGGAGGUGAGAUUUUAUCAUUAAGAUAUGAUUUAACAGUACCAUUUGCUAGAUAUUUAGCAACUCAUGGAUAUAAAAAACUUAAAAGAUAUCACAUUGGAAAGGUUUAUAGAAGGGAUAAUCCAUCAAUAUAACAAGGAAGAUUUCGUGAAUUCUUUUAAUGUGAUUUUGAUAUUGCUGGAGAGUACUAAUUAUAUUAAUUAUUAUAUUAGAAAUGAUCCAAUGGUUGCUGAUGCAGAAUUAAUUAAAAUAAUUGACCAAAUAUUUAGUAAAUUAGAUCUUGGACCUUUCUAAAUAAAAAUAUCAAAUAGAAAAUUAUUAGAUGCCAUGAUAUCAAUAGCUGGAAUUCCUAAAACAUAGUUUAAAACAGUUUGUUCAAGUAUUGAUAAAUUGGAUAAAUAACCAUGGAAAGAAAUUAGAUAAGAAUUAGUUGAAAAGAAAGGUGUUACUGAAGAAUAAGCAGAUAUAUUAAGCAAAAUGGUUUAAUUAAGAGGAGAGCCUUUCUAAUUAAUUUAAUAACUUAAAGAUUAGAAGUUAUUUGAAUAAUAAGGAAAAGAAGCUUUAGAUGAAAUGGAAUUAUUUUUUAAUUUAUUAAAGUAUAUGAAUGGAUUGAAAAAUGUAAUAUUUGAUCUCUCUUUAGCAAGAGGACUUGAUUAUUACACUGGUUUAAUUUAAGAAACUGUAUUAUUAGGUGGAUAAUUGGGAUCCAUUUCUGGAGGGUAUUAUAAAUUAUUUAAUUUAUUAGUGGACGUUAUGAUGAUUUAGUAGGAAUGUUUUCAAAAAAUAGUAUUCCAUGUGUUGGUGCAUCUAUUGGAAUAGAAAGAAUAUUUGCUAUUUUAGAAGAUAAAUAUAAAAAGAGUGGAGUAGUUUUAAGAGAAAAUUAAUCAGAUUGUGUAGUUGCUACUAUUCCAUCUAAAAAUAUUGAUAUGACUGCUGAAAAGUUUAAGAUUUAUGAUUUAUUAUGGUCAAAUGGAAUCAAAGCUGAUGUUUGUUAUAAAUUAAAUUGGAAUCUAGGAAAACAAUUAACUUAUGCUAAUGAUCAAUAAAUACCUUAUGCUAUUGUUAUUGGAGAAGAUGAAGUCAAAUAAGAAAUUGUCAAAUUUAAGGAUUUAAUUGAAAAAAAGGAAGAGACUAUUAAUUUAAAGGAUCUUGUUUAAGUUCUUAAAUAAAAAGUUGGAAAAUGAAUAUAUAAUAUAUACAGAUAUUUCA